Messenger RNA from Dentiscutata erythropus, 1757 nucleotides. The record is from the annotation of a GenBank genome assembly. NCBI's taxonomy places the organism in Eukaryota, Fungi, Glomeromycota, Glomeromycetes, Diversisporales, Gigasporaceae.
AUGGAUCAUAUGCAAUAUUCAGCUUUAGCACAACGCCGCGUUACGUUAGCUAACGACCCGAACCUCCAUAAUGUAGCAGUUUCAGGUUUACGUCAGCCUAUGACUGUUCUUCGCAAUCAGCCGCAUCAAUAUACGCGAGGUGCCUUCUCGCACAUAGCUGCACCACCAACUUUUGCAACACGUCUGGCUAAAGCUAACAACAAUGGGUUGAAUGACAGUCUGGGAGCCAGCAGAGCUGGUCGGACUCCAAAAUUGUCCAGACGAACGAGUAUGUAUGCCGGUAACAUUCAACCCACUAAUCAACAAGGUGGUGGUGUUGGCGGCGGCUUGGGUGGACAAAUAAAGGAUAUUCGACCUAUCCGUGAUAAACCAUUUCAAGUAGAUUCGAUCGAUAUAGUAUACACAUACGCUAAAGAAAAGCUAGGGUUUCAAGGAGAAUUUAAAGACUUUAAGAUAAAUACUUCAAAAGAUUAUUUCACAUUGUUCAAAUUAGUAUAUCAACGGCUCGACCACGGGAAAGAUAUAACAAAAAUAGACGAAAUUGCAACUGCCUUGCGCGAAUUAAGGUACCCUUUCGCUAAUGAUAUUACCAAAUCAAUGUUACAAGCUGUAGGGAGUGUUCAAAGUUGGCCACAUCUUCUUGGCGCUAUGAGAUGGCUGGUUGAAUAUGUCGCAACAUUAGAAAGCAUCGAAGAUCAAGAAGACGAAGUUGAAGAGGGUGUCUUCAAUCCUGAUUCAGCUUUUUUUAAAUAUGCAACCACUGCGUAUAAUUUGUUUUUAAAUGGUGAUGAUGAUUAUUCGGAAGCGGCAUAUGAAUUUGAUGCUGCUUAUGAUCAAAGUAACGCAGAUAUUAUUGCUAAGAGUGCAGAAGUGCAAAAAGAAGUUGAUGAACUUGAAAAGCAAUUGAAUGAAAUGAGCGAAGAUCCUCUGACUGUUGCUCAAAAUGAAAACAAAACUUUGCGAUCAGACAUGACUAAAUUUAAUGCUUAUACAAAACAUUUGGAAGACAAAAUAAUGAAACUUAAAGAUUAUAUCAUCAAAUUGGAUGAGGAGCAUAAAGGAAUAGAAAUUGAGUUAGCGAAAGUUGAAGAAGAGAAGGCCGAAAUCCAGCAAAAGGUUGAUAGUCAGCCAAUAUCCCCAGAUGAUGUAGAAAGGAUGCAUAAAGAAAGUGAACAAAUAACGAAUAAUCGUAACGCCAUUGCUACUAAAGCGAAAGAAUUAUCCAAAUUACAAUGGGAGAAAGGACUGGACCUUGAAAAAAGGAUAGCCGAUAUUGAAAAGCAAAUUCAAUAUUACAAUACAAGUCUUUAUCGCGUUGGUCUGUUGCCAUCAAGCGCACAAUAUGCUGAUGGUAAAGAUUAUGAAUUAUCUCUUGAUGUUAAUGCAGAUAGAAUUGAUAAAAUCAUAUCAUUGGAUUUGAGAAAUUAUGUCAGGACAAAACUCUCAGAAGUACGUGAAAAUUUUAAUAGCGAAUAUGAUAAGAUUCAAGAGCAAAUAACUCUAAUAAGUGAAGAGAUUCAUCGCCUUAGUGAUGAUAAUGCUGACAAAGAAAUUGAUCUAAAUACACUGGAGGAUAAUAAAAAUAUACUAGCACGACAAUUUGAAGAAGUAAAACAGGAAAGUAUUUCUGAACAAAAUGAAAUUGAUACGCUAGCGAAACGAUGCACAUCCUUUGAACAAAGGAUUAGUCAGCUGCGAUCAGAGGGUGCUGCAGUUUAUCUUGAAUGGAAGCAAAAAAGUCAAGAAAUCCAAAUUCA